Triticum dicoccoides is the source of this 703-nucleotide messenger RNA. RefSeq lists its product as uncharacterized. Bases 81 to 476 code for a protein of 131 amino acids. The transcript is spliced from 2 exons. The record is from RefSeq and is a predicted model, not a curated record. Lineage: Eukaryota; Viridiplantae; Streptophyta; Magnoliopsida; Poales; Poaceae.
ACCCGCAACCACCGCUCCUGACCUGAGCUCCGUCGAGAAACCAACAAAGAAUCCAAAAAGGGUCAGACGCCCAGGCCACCAUGGCGAACCCAUCCACGAGCUCGAGGCCGUCGUGCGCGUCUCCCAGUGGCACCAAGCUCACCUGCCUCUGCUCGCCGACCAACCACCCGGGCUCCUUCCGCUGCACUCGCCACCGCAACCCGCAGGGGCGACCGCAGACGUCGUCGCCACCGUCGUCCAGCCGGGCCUCGCAGCAGGCCGCGGCUUCGGGCAGGAGCACGACGGUGCGCGUUGAGGGGAUCAUCAGGAACGCCGGCGUCGGCUCGGGAGGCAGGACCGGCCCUUGCCGGUCCGUCCUGCGAGCGCACCUGCUGCGGCUGGUCAGCCCGCCUUCCUCCGGCUGCAGCGACCGCCGCCGCUGCCGCGACUUCAAGCCCCGCCCGUCCAGGCUGGGCCGCCUCGGCAUGACCGCGUGACGCCGGUCGGCCGCUGCUCCUCUGCUCUGCGCGCGCACCGACGCUUGGAUCCGUUUAUCUAGCAGAUACUAGCUCCGAGCCUAGGAUCCAGUACUACUCUGGAAUCAAUGCUUUGUUAGUACUGUGAUGAACUGGUCAUAGUGCUGAUAAUGACUAGGGUACUCCUCUGUGCACAUCUUCCUUGUAAUUUUUCAGAGGGAUGAAACGGAGUAGCAGUUUUUGUGUUA